Messenger RNA from Venustampulla echinocandica, 351 nucleotides. RefSeq lists its product as uncharacterized. Gene Ontology annotation, biological process: protein insertion into ER membrane. Gene Ontology annotation, molecular function: protein folding chaperone. Bases 1 to 351 code for a protein of 116 amino acids. Gene Ontology annotation, cellular component: endoplasmic reticulum membrane. NCBI's taxonomy places the organism in Eukaryota, Fungi, Ascomycota, Leotiomycetes, Helotiales, Pleuroascaceae. The record is from RefSeq and is a predicted model, not a curated record. The transcript is spliced from 5 exons.
AUGGCUUCCAAGAAAGAUAUGCGGAGGCCCGACCUCAUAAUCCCCUAUCAAGUCCCAGCGCCGAAGGAGAACCCGAGCGAUUUGUCCGGCACGAUAUCAAGCACCCUACCAAUGGCGGCAAUGUUCACGAGGAACAAGUACAUCGGCUGGGCUUCUGUUGUGUUCGCAAUUCAAAAUUGGCUGGGCGAGAGCGCGGAGACGGCUAAGACGUCUUCGCAACCGGCAUAUUUUGCAGUCGGCAUGGCCUUCAUGUCCCUCGCCGUCACAUACAUCCAACUCUUUUUACCACCUCCACCUGUAACAGGCCUAUCGACAGAUGCGCCUCCAGCGGCACCGAUGCCGGGAGCUUAG